ACCGACUGUCGUAAUAAGUUGCUACUAAAUCACUUUACGAUCAAAACAACCGUUCCGUUCAAACCGUUCAGUUCGAAGUAACUCAGUUUGCUUGAGUAUAGUAAAAUGACGACUUUGUAUGAUAAACUUGCAACCGUAAUGCAACUUUUAGUAGACGAAGCUGUUCGUGAAAUAAGUAGAAUUAACGAAGAACGCACUGCUGUUUCUGAAAUGGCAUGGCUUGUCAAUGACAGCGAACCAAGAAGCCGGUCAGUACAAGAACCAGAGCUGUUGUCCAUCAUGAAGAGACUGACCAAAGAGGCCAUGGAGAAGAUAAUUUGUCUCAUAUUUGAAGAUACUUCUGCCCUGCACUCGGAGAUGGCUGUGAGACAAAGGGAGAAUCUUCAUCGGGGAACGGAUGAACGGUCGAGAAUGGAAGGAACAGAGAAAGUGCACACCAGUAGAGAUGGAAAAGAGAUCACAGAGGUGGGUUCUGGGUCUGUUUUAGGAGUCCCCUACUACAGUAAGUCCUCAGACAAUGAGAUGGAAAGUCUUCAAUGGAGCAUUCAGCAGGAACAGAGACUGCGACCGGGAUCGCUGACCAAAGAUAAACUCAUGGAGGAGCCCUUGGGAGACAAGGAGAUGGAGACACCGCUGUCAUCGGUAGAACCUCCAGAAACACACCAUCCUGCUCCUAAAUACAGUGUCCGUGAUCACAGAAACAUGGCUCCCACUGCAAUUCAUAUGACCUUGCGACCGAGGAGAUGCAAGAAGAACCAUGUGAAAUCUGGCAAGGCGGCCUCCAACUUAAACUGUGGCCUUUGUGGGAAGGCUUUCAAGAAGCAAAGUCAUCUCAAAGCCCACCGGCUAGUGCACAGUGGAGAGAAGCCGUUCAAAUGCACACAGUGUAAUAGGGGAUUUUCAGCCAAACACAGUGUCAAAGUACACCAACUAGUAGUACACAAGAGGGAGAAGCGAUUCAUGUGCACAUACUGCGGCAAAACGUUUGGCACCCCCAGCCAUCUUACAGAACACCAGGUGGCUUCUAAAGGAGAGCACAAGACCAAAUGUGGUUUAUGUGAAAAGAUACUCCCUGCUAAAUGUAGUCUCAGAGCACACAGAAUAGCAGUCCACAAGGGAGAGAGGAGAUUCCGCUGCAGCCAGUGUGGGAGGGGCUUCGACAGAAGAAGCGACGCGGUGCAACACCAGAGGACGCACAGAGGGGAGAGGCCGUUCGAGUGCGCCACGUGCCGGAAGAGUUUCACAAGUCAAAGGAGUUUAAAAGUGCACCAGCUCACCGUUCACAAAGGGCAGAAACGGUUUAAAUGUAGCAUUUGUGGCAAACGUUUCAGUCAGAGCAGCGGCCUUAGGUGUCACGAAAGGACUCACACAGGGGACAAGCCUUAUAUAUGUGACAUAUGCGGCAGAGCCUUUUCCAUGAAAGGUUCCCUGAAUGUACACCAAAGAGUUCACACCGGAGAGAAAUUGUUGAAUUGCAAGACGUGUGGGAAGAGUUUUGCUUUGAUGGCCAACCUGAAUCGUCAUCAGCAAACUCACACUGGCGUCAAGGCAUUCACAUGUAAGGUAUGCCGGAAGAGUUUCACCCAAUCCAGCUAUCUCAAGGUCCACCAGCGCAUUCACACUGGAGAAAGAGCAUUCGUAUGCGACGUCUGCGGGAAGAGCUUCAACCAAAACAGUUCCCUGAAGGUCCACAAGUUGACACACACGAAUGAGAAACCUUACAACUGCUCAGAGUGUGGGAAGAGUUUCCGAUCUGCUCAGUAUUUCAAACAUCAUGAACGGAUGCACACAGGGGACAUAAAUCACGCCUGCGAGGAUUGUGGAAAGAGUUUUCCGAGUCCUUACGCUCUUAGAAGCCACCGGCAGGUGCAUGCAGGGGGGAAGCACUUGACCUGCGACAUCUGUGGCCAGAGCUACAGCACCGUUCGAUAUUUGAACACGCACAAACUCACACACACGGAGGGGAAGCCAUUUAGCUGCCCUCUAUGCCAGAAGACGUUCGGCACACAGAACAGCCUUAAUCUUCACCAGCGAACUCACACGGGAGAAAAGCCUUUCGUCUGUGAGAUCUGUGGCAAAAGCUUCAGCGUGGCUCACAACCUGGUGAGACACAGCCGAGUUCACACGGGGGAGAAGCCAUUUUCGUGCACCGUGUGUUGGAAGAGUUUCAGCCAAGCCAACAAUCUCAAAGCACAUCUGUACGUGCACUCUGGGGAAAAACCUUACAUAUGCCCCCAAUGUGGGAAAUGUUUCUCCUGUAUGCGGAAUCUAAAGAAACAUAAGUGUGCUGUUGAGCAUAAUGUAUAAUGUUCCAACAAUAAUGUUGGUAAAUUGAGUCUCUACUGAGCUCAAAUACUGUAGCUUAUUUAAUAUAAAAUGCUGUUCAACAAU
This is a messenger RNA of Osmerus eperlanus (European smelt), 2391 nucleotides long. Its product is annotated as oocyte zinc finger protein XlCOF6-like. The record is from RefSeq and is a predicted model, not a curated record. The transcript is spliced from 4 exons. Lineage: Eukaryota; Metazoa; Chordata; Actinopteri; Osmeriformes; Osmeridae. The coding region runs from base 106 to 2307 and encodes 733 amino acids.